Messenger RNA from Camellia sinensis, 1837 nucleotides. Its product is annotated as alpha/beta-Hydrolases superfamily protein. NCBI's taxonomy places the organism in Eukaryota, Viridiplantae, Streptophyta, Magnoliopsida, Ericales, Theaceae. The record is from RefSeq and is a predicted model, not a curated record.
ACAACGAGACAAUAUGACAUUGUCUACAGUCAUCUAAAAAUGACUACAGUCAUCUAAAAUGUACAUCUCCAACAUUACUCAUAAAUAAGUUGUCCAACCCCGAAACCCUAAGGCCUCCCUGAAAAUCUACAGUAUUCGCCGGCGCCACCUUCUCCUCCCUCCGCUGCCACCGCCGUGAAAAAUCCAACCACUUUGCUUCUUCUGUAAACAAUCACUCCACUUGUCAAUAUCAAUUGGCCUAGUUCAAUCUGAUCAUCGAUUUCGGUCUUCCCAAAGAUGGCCACGAAUCGAAUCAAUGGCAGUGACAGUGCGUGAUUGGCAAUUCUCGCUUGCCAAUUAUCAAAUCCAUGGAAACUUCUGUCAGAAUCUUGAAUUCGUCAGGUCUGAAUCGCCAUUUUCCGAGCUCGGUUCUCCUCAAAUCACACCCUCUCAAGUACUGUAUCACCCUCCCAAACCCUCCUCGAUGUCGCCAAAUCUCACUCCCUCCGCUUCCACAAUCUCCCUCCAAUCGCCUCAUCGCCACAACAACCCCCUUUUGUUCCACUCGUUUUCACUCAUCGAUCUCUCCUCCAAAUUCGAGCCCUUUAGGGUUCUUCCAGUCUCUCCCGGCAUCGCAAACCUCCGAUUCUUUACUCUCCGGCAGUCAAUUCGUUCCAAUUGUUUCCGAUUCGGGGGACAAGUACUUUGAGCGAGCUUUGGAGGGCGUUAAUGGCGGAGAUACAGGGAUUGUGGGGGAUAAAGGGCCCGUGGUGACUGUGGUGUUGUUGGGUUGGCUUGGAGCGAAGCCUAAGCACUUGAGGAGGUAUAAGGAGUUGUACAAUUCGAGGGGUAUUAAUGCCGUGACGUUUGUUGCUUCGGCGAAUGAUGUGCUUUCGUUUGAUUUGGGGAGGAGAUUGCAGGAGAGGAUCUCUGGUUUGGCACGAGAGCUCGGUUCGUGGUUGGCCGAGACAGAGAAGGACGGGCGCGAAAGGGUUUUGAUCUUCCAUACCUUCAGCAAUACCGGUUGGCUUGCCUAUGGAGCCAUUCUUGAUAAUUUGCAAGGUAGACAGGACUUGCUGAUGAAGAUCAAGGGAUGUGUUGUUGAUUCGGGUGGGGACCCAGAUAUAAAUCCUAAGGUCUGGGCCGCUGGAUUUACUGCUGCCCUGCUAAAAAAGCACAGCUCAUCAACAUAUCCAUCUACCAAGGCUGGAGAAGGCACAAAAAGUGAAGCGAGUCUCUCCAAGACACAACAGAAGGAGCCUUUGCUAAUUGAAACGGUGCUUCUGGUAGUAUUUGAGAAGCUCUUCUCUUUCCUUCUUAACUUGCCUGAUGUAAAUGAGAGGUUGAAAAAGGUUAUCUCUACGCUAGUGAAGAACCAGCCUCCCUGUCCUCAGCUUUACCUGUAUAGUACAGCUGAUAAAGUCAUUCCAGCGCAGUCAGUAGAGCAGUUUAUUGAGAACAGAGGAGGAUUCGGGAAGAAAAGUGUUCUCUUUUAACUUCGCUCGUCUCCUCAUGUAGACCAUUACAGGAAAUUCCCUAACAUAUACUCAUCACAGCUCCAGAAUUUCUUGAAGGAGUGUUUAGCCAUGGUGAACACAAUGUAGAAGCAGCCUAGAAAUAGAGAUUGUUGUCUGGUCAAACCCUUGUUUUGGUCUCCUCAAGUGCUAGGGUGGCCACUGCAUUGAACGCAGUUCAUUAUGUGCUUCUUAUAAUUUAUUAAUAUCUGAGAAUUUCAGGAAAUUGCUUCCUCCAUAUUUUGGUACCACUUUUAAUUGGUAUUCAAACAUUCAUUUGAUGGGUGUGUUAUAUUGAGUGUAGGUUUUUUCAGAGCAAUAAAAUGUAUUUUCCUUAUCUGAAA